Frankliniella occidentalis (western flower thrips) is the source of this 2870-nucleotide messenger RNA. RefSeq lists its product as uncharacterized. Bases 1 to 1875 code for a protein of 624 amino acids. The transcript has 3 exons. Lineage: Eukaryota; Metazoa; Arthropoda; Insecta; Thysanoptera; Thripidae. Gene Ontology annotation, molecular function: DNA-binding transcription activator activity, RNA polymerase II-specific; RNA polymerase II cis-regulatory region sequence-specific DNA binding. Gene Ontology annotation, biological process: gliogenesis; regulation of transcription by RNA polymerase II. The record is from RefSeq and is a predicted model, not a curated record. Gene Ontology annotation, cellular component: nucleus.
AUGUCUUCUCCCGCCUUCACGGAGCUCCUUGACGUCAGUACUUCAAGAGCCUGCCUCACCUUGUGGGUUCCGCAAUUCUACUCGGGACAGGAGAGGGAACAUGCUCAAAGGAGAGGAAAAAGAGUGUUUCUGGAGAAACCGAAAAACCGCUUCAUCAAGCCAUAUCCCUGGACGGAGCCAGGAGCUUGCGCGACCGCUGGCGAGGGGGUGCGCUUCCCGGUGUCCGGGUACAGCCCCCGCGCCGCCGCGCCGCAGCCGCUCACCGCCCGCCAGCCGGCGCAGCACAACCCGCAGGCCGACUGGGACAUCAACGACACCACCAUCCCCAAGGUGUCGGCCUACGACGAGUGGCUCGAGUGGGCGGACGGCCACUGCCGCCUGGUGCUGCCGGCCACGAGCGAGGAGGCCAAGAGGCACGCGUCGGGCUGGGCCAUGCGCAACACCAACAACCACAACGUGCACAUCCUCAAGAAGUCGUGCCUGGGCGUGCUCGUGUGCUCGGCGCGCUGCUCGCUGCCGGGCGGCGGCCGCGUGCACAUGCGCCCCGCCAUCUGCGACAAGGCGCGCAAGAAGCAGCAGGGCAAGGCGUGCCCCAACCGCGCGUGCGCCGGCCGGCUCGAGGUGCUGCCCUGCCGCGGCCACUGCGGCUACCCCGUCACCCACUUCUGGAGGCACACGGAGCACGCCAUCUACUUCCAGGCCAAGGGCAACCACGACCACCCGCGGCCCGAGGUCAAGACGUCCGUGGAGACGCGGCGCGGGCUCCGGGGCGGCCGCGUGCUGCGGAGAGGCGCCCGCGGGCUGCGCGCCUCGGCUGGCGCGGCCCUGGCCGCCGUCAGCCAGAUCAACCCCCAGGUGGUGAGGCCGAGGACGCUCCCACCGCCGCUCAUCGCCGACCCGGCAGGUUCUUCGUGCUCCUGCCCUCCUUUCGAGUGCCUGUGCAAGCCCAACAAACUGGGCCUUCAGGCUGUGCAGCCGUACCCGCCGGCCAUGCCGCAGUCCGCCUACAACCCCACGCCGUGCCACCCCAACUUCUGGGUGGUGGACGACGCGCCGCCCCCGCCACACGCCCCCCAUGUUCCCCACGGCCCCCACCCUCCGCACGGCCCCCACGGCCCGCUGCUGCACCCGGACGCGAUGCCGUACCCGCCGCCGCCGCCGCAGGACGAGUUCAUCGUGCCCGAGGAGGACAUGCUGCGGUACGACUUCCCGCACAUCGACGGCGACCUGUUCCAGCCCGAGGAGAUCUUCCAGCUGGACGCGCCGCUGCGGCCGCUGCAGCAGCAGCAGCAGACCAGCCCCGCGCCCGUGCGCUCGUGCGCGUACGAGCGCGGCCGCUCGCCGCCCACGCUGCUCGAGCUGGGCGCCAGCAACACGAGCUUCCACUCGGACGAGCAGACGACGUGCUCGGACGACAGCAGCCACAGCGGGGGGCUGGCCUUCCAGCAGCCGCCGCUGCAGCAGGGCGUCGUCAUGGACCUGUACGGCAACAGCCACUGCUCUCCCGCGCCCGGCGACACGCCGUACUUCGAGCCGGCGCCGGCCCCGGACAAGGGCUCGAGCAGCGGCGCGGCCGAGUGGAUGUGCAGCGUCAAGCCGGAGGUCGGCGGCAUGCUGGAGGACGUCGGCCGCCUGCGGACGUGGGGCCUCCACGUGACGGGGGACACGCUCCCCGAGCAGCAGCACGACUGGCAGCACUACUACGCCGACGGGCCGAAGUACGUCCACGAGUACAACAACAAUAACAACAUGGAGGACUACGUGUACGGUCACCCGCACGCGCCCCAGCACCCUCACCACCAGCACCUUCACGUCGACGUUAAGGACGAGCAGACGACGCUGCCACCUAUGCCGUCCAGGACAUUCGCGCUGUAGACGGAUGGUGUGGUGAUGGCGUCUGUGUUGAGAGGCAAGGCAGCGUGGUCGAUUGCGUAACGAUCCCUACACGAUUGUUUUCUCGGUGCAGAAAGAGCGUCCAUGGUUUUCCCCUGAUUCCCGCGCAUUGCUGCGUACUGGGAAGCCAGGGCAUAGAGAUCAAACAAAGUGCAAUAUUGUGAGAGUGGCCUACGUGAAGCUUACAAAAAGCCCGACUGCGAUAUUCAGUAUAUAAUAAGAAACAUUUUUCCGAGUGUCACUCCAUUAGUCUUUAUUAAAGUCGUUUUUAUCUAAAUACCUAGGUUUAAUAUCGAGAAUGUUCUUGAUUUCCAGUAUUCGUUGUGUACUCUGUUCACUGAAAUACUCUUCGUUUGUUGUUACUGCCCUUUCAUAUCUUUCCGUUUUCGUUGAUAUAGUACGUGUAAAAAUUAUAAAGUAAUUUAAGAAAAUUAUCUCAAUUUAAAGAAAUCUUCGUCUUAACUAAGACUCUUGUUUCUUUGCAUAUUCCUUGUUGACUUUUGAGUGUAACAAUCUAGUGCAUAUAUUUUGGGUCACGGGCAGGCAACUUCAGUUGUGCCCCAACAACCCAUUGUGUUUAUAAGAUAGUUUUAUUUUGCACAGACAUGAUAUUACUGUAUAUAGAAAUGUACAAAGCAAAGUUCCUAUUAUAUCAAAUUUAAUGUUUUCUUUAAUUGUGCCUAUUACCAGUCAUUUGUUAUAGUACAAAAAGCAGCAUCUGUGUUAAGCGAUUCAACUUACCGAGUUCCGAAUACCGGGAGCCCAAAGCGGAAGGUGUGCUUUCUUCUUGUAAACUUUACUUUAAAAAGGAAUCGCCCAGUCAACAACUAUGAUCUCCUUUUGUAAAAAAGACUUUUAUAUUACUUAAACGUGUAUAAUUUUGGUUGUUAUAUAUAUAGUGUACAUGUUUUAUUAUGAAAAGAUUUGUGUUAAGAGUUAAAACUUUCAUUCUUUGAAAAUAAAGAAAAAGUUAUUGA